AAGCCUCUCACUUUCUUUCUGAACAAUUUUCAAACAAGUGCAAGACUCAGACAGGAGCGCUGGGAAGAAAACGGUUGUUCUGCCCUUGGAAGUCCCUGGAAACCGGACAUAUAAACUGGAAUAUAUUUCAGCAGGCUUCAGGAACCCUUCAUCUAUGGGAGAAGAGACAGCUACUUUAAAGGACUCAAGAACUGAGGAAUAGGAGGGCAGAGGUGUGCUGCAUGGGGGCCACAGCCAGGCCUUAUGGCAGGAGGCGCCCAGGUCUCACUGAGCUAUAAUUACAUCCUGUAGGAGCCUCUGAGGUGAAACAGUUCACACAGAGACACUGAAAGGGGUGGUUUCUGAGCACUCGGUCUUCCUCUGGGCCUCCAAAAAGUUGCAGAUCGUGUGCCCAUGAGGUCAUCCAUGCUGGUCCUGUUCCUCGUCUUCAGUGCCCAGGCUGUGGCCACCAUCAGAGGGGUCUGGUGCGGCACCACAACAGCACAACAGAACAACCCCACCUCCAUUCCCACCGUGGACCCUAAACUCUUCAGUAAGCGCCACUACCUCUCACCCAGGGUGCACUUCAGCUCGCAGCCCCCCGAUGCAGAGCCGGCAGGGGAGCAGGGACUCAGCAGGAGGACUCGGAGGCGAGCGGGGAUACCUCAGCACCGGGGGGUGUACUCGGUGUGUGAGAGUGUUAGUGUCUGGGUGGGCAACAAGACCAAAGCCACAGACAUCUCAGGCAAUGAGGUGACAGUGCUCCCAGAUGUGAACAUAAACAAUGUUAACAAGAAGCAGUAUUUCUUUGAGACGACCUGUCACAGCCCUCGCUCUGGAGUCUCGGGCUGUUUAGGGAUUGACGCGAAGCACUGGAACUCCUACUGCACCAACUCGCACACUUUUGUGCGAGCGCUGACUUCAUUCAAGAACCUGGUGGCUUGGAGGCUCAUACGGAUCAACGUAGCAUGCGUGUGCGUGCUCAGCCGCAAAUCCUGGCGGCAGUGAAGACUCAUCCACAGGCCGGCGCACCGAACCCAAUAUAGACGGACACAGUGAAAUGCAGACAGGUGUGUUUCUGCAUAUAACUUAUCACCAAAGACGUCUCACCCUCUGCACAAAGUAAAUUAUUAUAUGUGUCAAAGUAUCAGGACUGCAUGCAUACACAUCAGACCUGGGUUAAAGAGUGUCUCCAAGUAGUUUUGUAGCCAGCGAAGUACUAACAGGAUCGGGAACGGGUUUCAAUCAGCUGUGGUUUACCAAAGAGCCAGUUUCUUGGAGUAAAAAUGUUCUUUUGCAACUUUAAAGCAUUAGACUAAGUAUUGUCUACAGCAAAAACUUGGAAAUUCAAAAAAGAGGGUAGUAAAAAAACACAUAGCCUAUACUCUUUAAGAGUUUUCUAAACUUGGUCAGAGUUGUUAGCAGAGUUUAUUAACAAUAUAGUACAAACUGAUUCUAGCUAUUUAAAGUUACAUUAACAUUAGAACGGUGUCAUUGUGUCUUGGAAAUAUUUAGUAAAACACGGUGCUGUGAAAGAAAAUAGUUUUGUUUGUUUUUAUUCCAUUUUAUCAAAUUUGAGAUCAUUAAACAAAUGAUUAAUGAUUUGUUCAGGCGAAGAUAACCAGAGUGAAUACAAAAAAACUGCUAUGAAAUUGUGAUUUCAUGGCAUUUCUGGCGGCAGACAUUUGAGCCACCAGAAUUCACAAAGAUCCCUGUUUAGUUGUUGAACCAUUUUCAGUAAAACUGAAUGAAUGUCUGGUUUCCUCUGAUUUAAGCCUGUUGCAUGAUUUUAUUAAUUAAUGGAAAAUGCUAUCCACAAUCAGCUGGUCUUAUAUGAAAAUACAGUUGUUAUCUUUAUCAUAUCAUGAAAUAACCGGGAUUAAACACUUAUUCAGUUUUCCUGCUCCCGCCCAGGCUUGAUUACAGACAGACAAGAACAAUAAAGAAAUCCCUUUAGUAGGAUCUGUCUGACAACAGGUUCAAAUAUCUGAGAAAGCUACAAGUCAUGUACAAAUCUACAGAAAUCCAAGAACAGAUAAGACACCAUAACAUCUAAUAGUCUGGAAAGGUUUACAACGUCAUUCUCAAGGCUUUGGGAUGCCAGUGAACCACAAGAAUGGCCAGCCUACCAAAACAAUUCCAAAAUCCUAUUGAUGACUCAUGAACCCAGAACAACAUUUAGAGCUCUGAAAACCUCACUUGCCUCAGUUAAGGUCAGUGUUUUUGAUUAAAAAAAAAAAGAAAAAGAAUGGAAAAAAAUUGCAUUGAUGUGAAACUUACAAAGCAAAACCCACUGCUGACAAAAACAACACAAAGACUCAUUUAUAGCUAGGGUUGGUGAUGUUUCCUUAAGUUUCUACAAGUCCCUUUUUGAAUAACUGCGCAUGCACAAGACCGUCUCACCUUGCUCUUCCACUCUUCAGGGGGGAUCAAGUGAA
Messenger RNA from Fundulus heteroclitus (mummichog), 2417 nucleotides. It is a transcript of the gene ngfb, whose product is annotated as nerve growth factor b (beta polypeptide). The record is from RefSeq and is a predicted model, not a curated record. The coding region runs from base 394 to 987 and encodes 197 amino acids. The transcript has 4 exons. Lineage: Eukaryota; Metazoa; Chordata; Actinopteri; Cyprinodontiformes; Fundulidae. Gene Ontology annotation, biological process: positive regulation of peptidyl-serine phosphorylation; memory; regulation of neuron differentiation. Gene Ontology annotation, molecular function: nerve growth factor receptor binding; growth factor activity.